Molecule: messenger RNA, 1387 nt
Organism: Rosa chinensis
Lineage: Eukaryota; Viridiplantae; Streptophyta; Magnoliopsida; Rosales; Rosaceae
Product: probable alpha-amylase 2
Exons: 4
Coding region: 710-1186 (158 amino acids)
Source: RefSeq, a predicted model, not a curated record
AUUUGCAGGCAUGAUGUUUCUGAGCUGGAGCAAAAGCUUAAGAACAAUCAAAGAUACUCUCAAGUCUUCAACAAAAGGUUGAUAAUUUGGCAUCAAAGGUUUGUUUCUUUUUCCUUACAUAUAUCUUCUUGCUUUGGUCAAUAAUCAUCCUACGGUAAUCCACUAUUUGCUACUUUUCAAAUCGUAGUGCUGCUGUUUAUUAGUGUUAUUCUGUAAUUAUUGUGGUAGUUGAGGCUGUUGCUUAUUUAGAUUGCUGCCGUAAAUAGCUUUUCUUAGUUCAUUAAUCCAGUGGACAUCUUGCCCAUUGCUCUGUAGUCUGUUCUUUUUUUAUUUUUUUUAUUUGGAGAAUAAUCUCUGUAGUCUGUUCUAGUUUAGUUUCUCCACGGAAAUUUUGUUUCCUAUCACAAAGAGAGAAGAAAAGAACGUCUGGUUUAUGCUCUAGCUAUCACUCCUACACAAAACACAUACGUGGACACCUAGUUUUUUUUUUCAAGGACGUCUUCUUACUUUGACUGUCAUUUUGGUACCGCGGACUUACAAUGUGGAGCAUCUGACCAGUUCUGUUGUACUAUAGAGCAACUUUUAUCAUUCUACAAAUGUUUUGUUCUUGGGGAUUUCUCUAGCCUGUUGGAUUUUCUUAGUUUGUAGGAAGAUGACAUUUUGGUUUCAAAGAAUCACUGGAGGUAGCUUGUGGAGAGGUAUUUGAAGCAUGUGGUUGAAAACAGACUUAGAAAGUAGGUCUCUCUUUCCUUCUUUUCUUCUCAGUUCUCCUAUAUGUACUGAAUUAUACUUUUUAAUUGUUAUGCAGUUGUGCCACUCUUUUUCGUUUCCAUCAUACUCACCAGUGACGGUUCCUUUUUAUGUCAUGAAAAUGGGUGACGAGAAUGCUUUGGCUCUUUCUUCUCUCCCAAUAGACAUUUAUGCAGCUAAAUAUGUGAAAGAGUAUAUUGAAGGAGCAAAACCAAUUUUUUCUGUUGGGGAGUAUUGGGAUUCUUGCAACUACAAUGGUCAUGGUUUGGACUACAACCAAGAUAGCCACAGACAGCGAAUAAUAAGUUGGAUUGAUGGCACAGGACAGUCAACUGCAUUUGACUUCACAACCAAGGGAGUUCUUCAGGAAGCUGUCAAGGGACAAUUAUGGAGAUUACGUGAUCCCCAAGGGAAGCCACCAGGUGUAAUACAGUAGUACAGCUAGCUAGUUCCUAUAUUUAACUUGUGUCUAGUAGAAAUUCUUUCUUCAUUAAGCAUUUGGACUUGUCUGCAGAUUUAGAUUAGUAGAUAUGGGCCAUUUUGAAUUGAUGCUCAUGAUUAGGUUUGUGUACAUGAGAUAAUGGUGGAUUAGUGGAAAUUGCAAUGAGUGAUUUUGGAUGUGGAUUUUGUGGUUUCA